GCGGGGUUGAGAGACCUGGUUGAGUAGCAAGCUAUUUUGAGAAUGACAUUGCUAGUAGCUUUAGCUGUUGUGCUGUCGUGCUGUCUACGAGUCAAUGUGGCCAGCUGUCUGCCUGUGAUAAGCAUCGACGAAAACAAAGAGCGUUCUGUUGCUAUUUGCAUUUCACAAAUAUCGGGUGAAAUUCAAAGCGUCUCUGGUCAAGUCAAUGGAAGACAAGUCAAACACGAAGUUGUGGGUGCAACACAGCCAGAUGGGUGCUAUGCAGAGGAGAGCGGUGUCCAUGUACAGCAAACGCCUCAAGGAGGAGUGAGUGUGGACAGAACAAUGAGAUGCCAAUCAAAUUACUGGCAUCACGAGAACAAGCUCAUCAUCAGAGUUAAGGACGUUUUCACACCCUCACCAAGCACCGUUAGUGUUACAUGGCAAGUUACUGUUGAAUCAACAGAGAUGAAAUUCUGGACUACUGCCAUAGACACUUCAAUAGUUUGGAACAACUACUCAAAUUCACUGUUUUGGACAGGUGGACCUCUAAACGAAAUGCCUCUAAAUGAAUCAUACAACCCAUUAGACCCAAUCAAGUUACCAACAAAAUCGAGUAAUUAUUUCAGGUAUGGUGGUGGAAAAACUGACAUUCGUGACCCACAAGUUGUAGUAUCUCCAUCAAUGGCAAUACCUGUUGCAACUCGCAUUAAUCCACAAGAUGACACAGGUGUGAGCAUUUUAUUCUCUCCUGAAGACUCUCCUGUUUACUCUCUGCUCAAUUCUUAUUCAUUUGGUUCUAACUUUGAGAUGGCCGUCUUCAACUAUUCGCGUCAAUACCACCGACUGGGAAAUAUGUCUACAGCAGUGGUCUUUACACAAGACAUUAUCAUUCAUGAAGGCUGCUGGAGGGCCCCAUUAGCUUGGAUGACCGAGAAAUAUAUAGAGUACUUUCGGCCAGAUCAACGAGUUGACACUUACUCUUUGGAUGGUGCAGGGGCAUAUGCAGACUACAAUGGAUUCCAGUUAGAUUCUGACAAGUUUGAUAACAUGGAUUUUACUGUCAACUGGGACGCUACCUUUCCAUACCCGUAUCAUGGCAUGUGGCUCCCUUACUCCCCCUUCUACUCAAGUCCAUGGCUCACCUGCUUUCCUCAUCAUCUACAGAACGGCACGUCACAACCAUGUAUCAAUCUUACUUACUCUAACGUAGAUUCCUACUACCAAACACUAAGGUCAGCUGGAUUCCAUAGCCUGGCUUACGCUAAUCUGUUUGAAUACGGUUUUAAUAUCGUGGAACUUAAUGCAACUCUCGACUGUCCCCCUAAUGCUACAAAUCAAACAAAGAUUACUUGUGACUCUAACCAUUUUCUUCGUCAAAACUUUUCAUCAGCUAUAUUGAGAGACAGAAAGACGAAUAAGAUGAUAUAUGGAGGAGAUGGUGUAUCAAUCAUUAUGGAUCCGGGAACUGACGUGUAUCAAACUCAUAUUUUAAAUAUGGCUAAAACCAUCAUAACAAAGACGUCCUGUGAAGGAAUUGCUAUUGAUCGUCAAGACUGGAUAGGAUACGUUAACCCUCAUCGAGACGAUGGACGCACGUGGUUUGCCACUCCUGACACCGACGGUUCGGUUAGUCAAGCCAUGAUCUUCUCUUGGAAAGAAACCAUGUCGGUUCUGGCGGCGCUGAUGCACAAGGCUGGAAGAGCCAUAUUUAUCAACGAUCACACCUACAGAUUGGACAUGAUGCAAAACGUUGAUGGAUUUUAUGACGAAUUUGGAGAUAACAAUGCCAAAAUGAUGGCCACGUCUCUAUUGUCUAUUGGUGGUAAGCCUGCAAUAGCUUGGAAUCACGACACAACAACAGAUCUAGACGAAUUUCUGCAGCGGCAUCUAUUCUGGGGAGUCUACCCAACAGUUCCGUUCCCUACAAACGACCAUUCAAUUAAUCCGAGUUCGUCUGUUGAUGUCUUCUUUGAAGACUAUGGACCUCUGUUUGCUGCCUUGCGGGGUAAGCGAUGGGUUCUCGAUGUGCAUGCUGUAGCUCUCACCAACAACAGUGCUCAAGCAAACGUCUAUCAAACAAAGAAUUCGUUCGUCGUUGCUGUGGUUUUUGGCCAAGAAAGCGAGUCUGAAGUAGAGAUCCUAUUGAAGAUUAAGGAAAUACAAGCAAAGCCAAAAAGAUUGGCGGCCUUGUAUCCGGGCUCUAGAGACCAACAUGAGCUUGGCAGGGCUACGUAUAGCAAUGGCGCACUGACCAUUAUUGUCAAGCUUUCGCGCGGUUGUGCGCUUUUGCUGAUUGAACCAAUCUAGUAUAGAUGUGUUACGAACGGAAGGCAGCCUGAGGUGUUUUGAUAACCCCAUGCAUGAAGUAUACACGUUCCUCGUCUAGGAUCUAUCUAACUGUUGCGAUAUGUACAUUCUUAAAAUGUAGUUCUUACGAGUUUGCACUUUGUCAAUUGGUUGUACUCUUUUACUGCGAACAGCUAUAUAUCGUGCAGACAGGAGGAGCACAUGCAGGAACACAGCACGGCUAUACCGCUUUGAUGUGUUCAUGCACCGUAUUGUGACCAGUGGCGUAUACUAGCCACAUUUACGACCAUCCUGAAAUAUAUUCAAAAUCUGUUGCAAGUCAAAAAU
Messenger RNA from Corticium candelabrum, 2616 nucleotides. RefSeq lists its product as uncharacterized. The record is from RefSeq and is a predicted model, not a curated record. NCBI's taxonomy places the organism in Eukaryota, Metazoa, Porifera, Homoscleromorpha, Homosclerophorida, Plakinidae. Bases 43 to 2289 code for a protein of 748 amino acids. The transcript has 3 exons.